AUGGCCACCAUGAAAGGCUCUUCAGAGAAACCAAGUUUUUUUCAUCCCAUCAGGUCAAGUUUCAAGCAAGGAAUUAGUCUUCCUAAUGAACUUUUGAAGCAUCUGAAGGGACAUGAUCAGUAUGAACAUGCAAUACUGAGAUGGGCAGAUAAAGAGUGGCUGGUAAAAUUGAACGGUGUAAGACUAGAAGAUGGUCUUGAAAAGUUUGCAGAGCAAAAUAAUUUGGAGGAGGGAGAUACCUUGGUGUUCAAACAUGAAGGAGAUAUGAAAUUUGAAGUUCUCAGGUUUGAUUUAUCUAAUCAAUGUGAGAUAGAAGAACAACAAAAAGCACAAAAAGUUGACAAGACUUCUGAGAGAUCUAAAUCCAAAGGAGCUGCUACGCAGGAGCAUUUAGAUCAUUCCCGUUUUGUUUGUACUAUUAGACCAUAUUGUUUUAAAUAUGGUUACUUGUGUCUUCCUAUAGCAUUUGUAUUGAACAACAAUCUCCGGGACAAGAUAGGCAAUUUGAUUAUUAGAGAUGAAAAACAGAGAUCGUGGAAUUUAAGACUAAAUUCUUUUAGUCCGAAACGAUUCGUUCUUAAUGGUGGAUGGGCUGAAUUUAGUGUUGCAAAUGAUAUAAAGGAGGGAGAUGAAGUAAUGUUUGAGAUUGUUACUAAUGAAGAGAAACCAAUAUGGCAAUAUCAGAAAAAAUCAAACCACAACAUCAAGUCAUCUCUCCUUGCAGAGCCCCCAAAAGUCAAGUCGGGAGAACUUUCUCAAAGACAAGAUUUUGAAGAUCUGACGUUAGAAGUUGGUACCAGCAAGAUUUUUGGUAAUUCAAAUAACAACAUCGAGUCAUCUCCCCUUGCGAAUCUCCCAAAAUCCAAGUCGAGGGAACUUCCUCAAAGACAGGAGUUUGAAGAUCAGAUGUUAGAAGUUGUUACUCACGAGUCUUUUGACAAAUCAAACCACAACAUCAAGCUAUCUCCCCUUGCUAAUCCCCCUAAAUCUAAUUCGAGGAAACGUGCUCAAAGAGAUGAUUUUGAAGAUCACCCGUUAGAAGUUAUUACUUACAAGUCUUUUGAGCCCUCUAAAUCCAAAUCGGUGAGACUUCAUCAAAGACAAGAAUUUGAAGAACGAACAUUAGAAGUUGCUACUCACAAGUCUUUUGAUAAACCAAACCACAAAAAAAUCAAGUCAUCGCCCCUUGCAGAGCCCUCUCAAUCCAAGUCGAGAGGACUUCCUCAAAAACAGAAUUUUGAAGAUCAGACAAUAGAAGUUGUUACUCACAAGCCUCUUGACAAACCAAACUACUCCAUCACUUCAUCAAAAGAGGCAUCUCCCCUUGAAGUAGUUCCUCACAAAUCUCAUGGUCAUUCUUAUUUUGUAACCAUUGUUAGUCCCUAUUGCCUCGUAAGUGAUACCUUGUUAAUCCCUGAAGAAUUUGCAUUGGCAAAUGGUCUCUUCAACAUCAAGAAGUGCGAUUUGAUUAUCAGAGAUGAAAACGAGAGGUUGUGGAAUGUUACAUUACGUACACAUAAUACUUAUGUUAUUAUUAAAGAUGGAUGGAAAAAAAUUCGCGAUGCACAUUGCUUAAAGGAGGGAGAUCGCAUAAUGUUUGAGGUUGUUACUGGUGGAAAUAAACCAAUAUGGAAAUUUCAUGGCAAAAUUUCCGAAGAACUUGCAAGUAUCAUUCAACAGGAUAGACUGAACAAUGAAUGA
Molecule: messenger RNA, 1701 nt
Organism: Solanum stenotomum
Lineage: Eukaryota; Viridiplantae; Streptophyta; Magnoliopsida; Solanales; Solanaceae
Product: B3 domain-containing protein REM10-like
Exons: 12
Coding region: 1-1701 (566 amino acids)
Molecular function (GO): DNA binding
Source: RefSeq, a predicted model, not a curated record